CGCACACUGUCUCACCUCAGCUUUAUAAAGGACUGGUUUCAGGCAGCGUAUGGUGAUCGUUCAGCGCCAGGCGGGAAAACAGUGCUGAUACUGAUGAUGAUGGAGGGGCAGUGCAGUCGCUGUAAGAUCGUGGUGGUCGGUGACACUCAGUGUGGGAAAACGGCGCUGCUGCAUGUGUUCGCCAAGGACAGCUAUCCAGAGAGUUAUGUGCCCACGGUGUUUGAAAAUUACACGGCAAGCUUUGAGAUCGAUAAACACCGCAUCGAGCUGAACAUGUGGGACACAUCAGGGUCCUCGUAUUAUGAUAAUGUACGGCCUCUGGCAUAUCCAGACUCUGAUGCUGUGCUCAUCUGUUUUGAUAUCAGCAGACCAGAGACCCUGGACAGCAUCCCUAAAAAGUGGCUGGUUGAGGCUCAGGAGUAUUGUCCUAAUGCGAAGUUGGUGUUGGUUGGCUGUAAGCUGGAUAUGAGAACAGAUGUCAGCACCUUACAAGAACUGUCUAAACAGAGGCUUAUACCAGUCACACAUGAUCAGGGGAGUCUACGAGCACGGGAGUUGGGAGCAGUUGCGUAUGUAGAGUGUUCUUCCCGUAUGUGCGUGAACAGUGUACGAGACGUCUUUCACAUCACCACGCUUGUGUCUGUCAGAUGUGGCCCCGCCCCAAGCUUCAAGAGAAGCUCUUCACGGCACACUCUCAAGCACGUAUCUAAUCAGCCUCUACUGCCAGUCAGCUCGCAAGCCACGCCCGUUGAACCCGCCCCUACCCUCAGGGAGGACAGAGCCAAGAGCUGCACAAUCAUGUAGAUUUAAAAGCACAAAUGCACGCCCUCAUGCACAUCUGUACAUGCACACACAGUCACAGUGGUGUGUAUGAAUUAAGAAGAUAUGUGCAGAAAAGAGACAGGCUCUCUGUAUUUAUGGAACACUGAGGGCCAUAUUUUCUCAUAUAUGGCCCCUAGGACUGUACAGUUGUGUGAAUAUGUUAUACAGAGGAGUUCUAUUUAUUAACUUUCACUUUGCUUUUAUUUUUAUCAUUGUGAUUUACGUUGCAGACCUAAGUGUCACAAAGUGUGUAAAGCAGAUGAAAAAGAAUA
This is a messenger RNA of Xyrauchen texanus (razorback sucker), 1094 nucleotides long. It is a transcript of the gene rnd2, whose product is annotated as Rho family GTPase 2. Gene Ontology annotation, biological process: small GTPase-mediated signal transduction. Bases 94 to 804 code for a protein of 236 amino acids. The record is from RefSeq and is a predicted model, not a curated record. The transcript is spliced from 5 exons. Gene Ontology annotation, molecular function: GTP binding; GTPase activity. NCBI's taxonomy places the organism in Eukaryota, Metazoa, Chordata, Actinopteri, Cypriniformes, Catostomidae.